Pieris macdunnoughi is the source of this 402-nucleotide messenger RNA. The record is from the annotation of a GenBank genome assembly. NCBI's taxonomy places the organism in Eukaryota, Metazoa, Arthropoda, Insecta, Lepidoptera, Pieridae.
AUGCCUUCGAUGAAAACUAUGAUAGUUGCGAUCGUUCUGCUAGCUGCGCUGGCGACGAUUGAGGCAGCGCCUUUCUUUGACGCAAUAUACGACGCGAUCAAUGGGAAUGGUAGGCGAUCUUAUGGGUACAGUGGGUAUGGAAAUAAUGGCUAUAAUUAUGGGUACAAUAAUGGUUACAAUAAUGGGUACAAUGGAUAUAGACACGCGGAACGGCCGAGGCAAGGGAAAACUUACAAAGAAAUUUGUAGAGUGCAUUUCCCGGAUGCAGUCGCUGUGCCCGGGGCGGGGAGGGGUAAUUUGCCCCUACUGAGGGUCAGAUCGCGUGUUCUACGCAAUGGAGAGGCUGCUUCGUCGGCGACAUAUCAUGAGAAUGGGUUGAUUUCAGCGAUAGUGGUCUUGUAA